AAUGAAGGGAGGCGGGGGUACCGAAAAGCACCUGCUCUGACUCGCUCGACUCAUUUGAACGGUGAUUGCUGUUCUUCUGUAACAGGUGUGAGGGUGGGCGCCACCGCCACCACCUGAGGACUUAUACCGGUGUUUCCUUCACAAAAGAAUCCAGGAGAAGCUUGCUGGGAGGAUACAAAUAUGAAAGCCGGAGAGAGUAUGGAGGCCUUAAUUAAGGUCACUGCAAAGUGGCCAAAGUUGAAACGAAACUGGGUCAUCUUGUUUGUUUGUGCACUCAUCUUGGUUUUGAUCUACAGUUUUGUUUUACCUUCUUCAUUAUUCAACAUUAUCCAUCAGAGCAUAGCUAAGACCCCUUCCAUUUUUACCAUGCACCAUCCCACCAGUCACAAGUUUGUUGCCUUUUCGGCCUUUCUAGAUGAUAGGGACUCGAAUUCUGUCUCUCCUGUGAUCCGAGUCAUAGGCCUCAACAACCUGUACCAUAAGGAGAAGGUGUACUGCCAUGUUCGGUGUGACAGUGGCAUUUACUCCGUCCAGGCCAUGGAACCUGUCCUCUCCAAUGACAUAGGUGUCCCCUCAGGCGAGUCUGACAUGAUAUGUGAAAACCGCUGUGGCUCUGCUAGUUUGAUUGACAUUGCUGUGAGUACAAAACAUAAUCACAGUGCCAUGGAAGGGUCAGUUAAAAUUCUUAACACCAAAGAAGGUCGACCCACAGAGUUCCAACAUGGUUUGACCAUUUGUAUUAACAAGGUAUUGGAUGAGUACACUAAUGUCCUCCAACUCAUCCAGUCUAUCGAGAUGUACCGACUGCUGGGGGCGGGCAAGGUGUCGGUGUACAAAAUAAACUGCUCAGACAUGAUGCAGCAGGUGCUUGACUACUACGCUCAAGAUGGCUUCAUCGAAGUCCUUAGUUGGGACAUUUCUCAGCUGCUUACGUCAUCCCAUCACACCCACAAAGAGACUUUACAGCACAUCCAGGAUAUAUUUUCAAUUGAUUGUGUCUACAGGAACAUGUACACAAGCAAAUAUGUCCUGCUCAAUGGACCAGAAGAAAUCCUCAUUCCCAACCAACAUGAAAACUGGACUGAGCUGAUGAGGGAGUUGGCACAACAGCAUGAAGGAGCCGAGACAUUUGUCUUUAAUGUGCACGUCUUUUCUGCCAUUGCCCCUGACACGGACAGCCUUACUUCUAAUACACAGUGGCCUGCUGAUCCUGGACUGAACAUUUUAUACUAUCACUUCAACAAUGGAGUAGAGAGUGAUGAGAAGAGGAUGGUUAUAAACCCCAGGGUUAUUUUCAACUUAGAUCAGCUUUCAGUGGAUCACAGUGGGAAGUGGGUCAAGAUCCCAAGUGACAUGGCUCAGAUACGCCUUUAUCAGAAUCUAAUCACCACUGAAUCGGGAGUGGUCCCUGAGAACGAAGACAAAAGGCUGCAACAUUACAAGCCCUCACUGGCAGAGCAUCUGGCAGCGGUCUUGAGAUUGUUGCCUAUGCUGACUCAGAACGUGGAGCUGAAGUGGUUCACCAAGUGGACACAUUGGCACGUUCCUGUUGUCGGCGAAGGCAACUUUAAUCGAGAGGCCCUGAAUCAGCACCACAAGAAUAAAAGGCUCACCAUUGGCCUGACCGUCUUUGCAUUGGGCAAGUAUCUGGAUUACUUCCUGGAACAGUUUCUUGCCAGUGCCGAGAAGUACUUCAUGACAGACCACCGAGUGAUAAUUUACGUGAUGGUGGAUGAGCCUUCCAAAGUCGCCUACGUGGAGUUUGGAGUUAAACACUCCUACAAAGUAUUUCGCAUCAAGAAGGAAAACCGGUGGCAGGACAUCAGCAUGAUGCGCAUGAAGACGCUCUCGGAUCUGUUGAAGAAGUACAUUCAAUAUGAGGUGGACUACCUCUUCUGUAUGGAUGUCGAUGUAAACUUCAUUGCCCCCUACGGUGUGGAGACCUUAGGAGAACGGGUGGCACAGACUCAAGCUUGGUUUUUCGAGACCACCAAUCAAUAUUUCACCUAUGAGAGGCGACCAGAGUCGGCUGCCUACAUACCGAUGGGAGAGGGCGAUUAUUACUACCACGCGGCCUCCUUCGGGGGUACUCCCAGUGAGGUGCUGAAACUGGUGGACCACUGCUACAACGGCAUCAUGGCUGACAAGGAGAAAAACAUUGAGGCCAUCUGGCAUGAUGAGAGCCAUCUCAACAAGUACUUUCUGCUCAAUAAGCCCACCAAGGUCUUGAGUCCGGACUACCUCUGGGAUUUUAAUAUUCAUGGAAAUCAAAAUGCAAAACUCCGUUGGGUGCCAAAAGAUUACGGGCAAGUGCGGGAGAACUAAUAUGAAGGACAAAGGACACGAAGAGUCAGCUGCAAUUCUACCUCUGAUAAUACGGGUCUUUUUUAAAUUCCAGGGUUUUACUCAGAAAUGUAGACGAUCUGGAAUUGCAGGAGUUAAGUCACAUAUUUAUGCCUUAUUGUUCUAUUUUUAUGAAUGCAAAAACUGAAGAAUAUUAUCAAAAUCAUAACUGCUCACUAAUUGAUGUACUUCUCAUGCCAGGGUUUGAGUUUUAAAUCAAUUCUUGAUUUUUUUCCCAGGAUGAUAAGACAUUGCUUUUAGUUUCCAUUUGGGGAAGCAUCUCCAGAAGCUUCAUUACUCAUUCAUUUUUAAUUUGUAAUUUUUAUAGACAGGUUUAUAUGAAAAUGUUACAUUUUAUGCUCACAUUCAAUCUCAGGGUGGCCUCUAGAGGUGCAAUUAUGCACAUGAGCUGUAACUAUCAUGAAAGACGGAGAAACGAUAUUCAGGUUUUCCUAUCCUGAUCCCUCAUUAAAACUCCUGAUUGAGGAUUUGUGUUAAUUGGUAACUACAAUGUGCCAACAUAUUGUGUGGCUACAAAAAUAUGGGGUGACGAUAAAUGCAGGAUCACUCAUUAGUGUUGUUGUCCCACCCCAUCAAAUUGAAAAGAAAAAUGAAGGCAUGCUAGGAUGGUGCACCUUAUCAGCCAUUAUGUCUGUUGUGGAGGCCCAGUGUGGGUCACAAUGGUCCAUGCGUCCUUAGUCCACAGACAGGGCAUAGCGAUUAUCGGGUUUGCUCCCAGUCACACUUCCCGCUGGAAACGCUCCUGAAGCAGAUCGCAGUAUGGUGAGAUAGUAUCCACAUCGAGAGGUACACACUCAGGGUCCCCGAGAUUAUGAGAGCUAGCACUUGUGCCUUUGUACCAGCUCUCUCAUGGAUGGGCAUCGGUACAAUGCCAGUUUUUUAUUAUUUGUUUGAAUAUAAUGCGUUUUUUGGUUUAUUUAAAUGUGCCAGCCCAAAGAUUCUCAAAGUGAGUGUAUUGGAUUACAGAGUACCAUUGUGACUGUUUUUCUUUACAUCUGGCGGUCCUCUCAGUUUUCAGCUUUGUGCUGUCCACUUAUUGACCAUGCCGAUGGGCAGUAGGACCUCUGUAGCAUCCAUUACACUGUUUGCCAUCUCUCAUCUGGUCUGUCUCGGUCUUUCUCUUUUUCUCUUUGCCACUGGUUUGUCUUACCUUCCUUUUAUGGGACCCCUUUAUCAAUGUAGAGUUGGAGCUUUUUGUUUUGGGACUGCUCAUCCACUUGCAAUCACUUAUUUAUUUUAAACUAGUAUUCUGAGCUACUGACGCAAGAAGUUGACUGUUUUUCCACUAGUGUUGGAUGGAUGCUAAAAUUUUGACUUCAGCAUCGAGAGCAGCUAUUUUGGACCUCAUUCUCAGUAAGAAAAUGGUAUCAAAGAAAAUAAUGGUUAACCCCAGGUGACCCACUCCAGCCUCCCCGAUGUACCCCAUAAUCACACGCUUCACUGCUGUGCCACAAAAACAUGUGCCUCACUGCCUUGACACACCCCACGGUUCCUCUUUCCAACGUGUCUAAGGCUUGGGUGGAAUGAAAUUGCACCCAUGGAAUCUCCAUUGCAUCAUAGAGCAGAAGAACAAAGUGCUUAGCAUGAGGUCUUUUAAACCUAUUGUUUUCUUCUGAUACUGUUGACACUGUAAUGUGUUAAAAAUGACAUUUUGCGGUACAUUUUUAUUAUUGUUAUCCCAUUCAGCCUUGGAUUCUACCUCUGAUUAUACAGGUUUUUCAGUUCCAGGGUUUACUUAGAGAGGUUUGAUCAUUCUUGUGAUGCUCCGUGCAUCCAGCCAUGGCCAUUACCAUUUCACCAGAGCAUCAGUAGUUCAUAACCAAGGAUUGACUACAGCAGUGGUUCUCAAUCUGUGGGGUGGGCCCCCCUAGGGGGGUGCGAAGUAACAAAAAGGGGGACGCGAAGAUGUGAAAAAAAAACAAGAAUCAAAAAUAUGAAAAAUACAUCUAUUGAAAAAACCAAAACAAAUUAACUUAAACUACAUUCUGAUACUAGAAAAAUAAAUAUAGAGUUAGAUAAAUGUCGAUAAAAGUUAAGUAGGUAUAAUAAAAUAUGCAUCUAUGAUAUAUCAUUAAUUAAAAAAGAACAAAUUGAUAUUAGUGGGCUCCUUUCAAAAAAACAUUAGGGGAGCGCGUUAUGAAAACUCGGGUCAUAAAUACUUAAAGGUUGAGAAACGCUGAACUACAGCAAAUGAGGAAACAAUAAUCAAGUUAACAGUACAAAAGUGCAAGUUUAUUCAAAUCAAAAAAACUGUGUCCAAAGUGUGGUACAUUUGAAAAUCUUCUGUAAAUAAUAAUGAUCCAUAAUACAACAGAGCUGCAGGGGAAGAUAAAGUCCUGUCUUAGUUUUUCUUUUAAACAUACUUAUUGUAAUUAAAUCAAAGUCAGGAUAGGCUUCUCCCAUCUUGUCCCCAGUGCCCCUGCAGGGCUGAGACAACGGCAAAUGCCGUCCCCAAUGGCUCCCUUCCCAGCCACCUCUGUUGGUACCCACUUGGACCCACUUGAAGCUGACUUCCUAUUCCUCUUAUGUCUGUUGGUCUCCGCAGAACACCCGGAGCUCACAAUCGCCCUUUCUCCAAUGGCUCAGUAAGUAUGAUCCACCCCUGGAGAGCUGUUCCCUUUGCUCUACUGUGGGGUAUCCCCAACUAGUUUGACUGCACAUUUCUGCUUCCACCUUCUUUCUUGAUCAUGAUCACCCCCCUAAGAACACACACACACACACUUUGUCUCUCCUUCUAUGACCUUUUCUAUCCCUGUGAGUGUAGGAGAGCCUAAUUAUCCAUGGAGUACUAAUGAGAGCUGGCUGUGCUGAUCGUGCACCCACUCAUGAAUGAACCAUCAGCCGAUUCCCCUAUUUAGCACUCCGUGGCCAUCUCUUCUCCCGUACACACCUACACUCAUGAAAUCUGAGCUGCACUGUUCUUUAAAAAUCCCACACCCACUGGUUCUGCCACAGACCCUUGACACGCUGCACCACAAGGCCCACCUGGCCUGUCUUGCUCCUUCUCCUUCUCUUUCUCUUUGCCACUGGUUUGUCUUGCUUUCCCUUCUUUAUGAAUGUAGGGUUUGAGUGUUUGUUUUCAGCCUGCUAAUCCACUUGUAUUCAUUCACUUGUUAGUUGGUCUUUUCUGACUGGCACUACACAACUGUUUUUUCCGAUUGGCUAUUUAAAAUUUUCAAACCCCUUUCAGCUCACCAGGGGAGGGCUGAGAUGUUUACCUAGCAGAUCAGGAGCAGAACCAGGUAAAUUCUCUGUGAUAUUAAUGUUAAUCCACUAUGUGAUCAUUUAGUCGCUUGCUUAUUUUUUUGCAGUAUAACAGGAGGCUUAUUUAAUGAAUUUGUCUUUGGUCAUCUACUACCAGCAAGAGGCACACUGCCUGUCUGAGAUGGUUGAAAAAUUCGACAAGCUUUACACGUUCCAACACACUCACUUUCCUCCUUUUCUUUUCAUCCAUGACUGUUCUUCAUUGUUUGUGUUCAUUGUACUGCUAACCGAAUGCUUGUUGGCUGUUAAAUCUCAAAGGCUCACAAGCUCACCGUACAGGAAUUCAUUAAGAUGAAACCAAACCAAUGUGAUUUAGAUGUGGUGAGUUCUAAGGGAUCGUUAAGAGCACUAGGACUGAGAUGGUAGGGUCGGUACACCAGACGACUGAUGGUAACCAGCAUCCACUGUCGCUUUGCACCAUCUUUUCCUUUCUUUCUUCUGAGACUGUUCGUCAAAAAGACUUAAAAUAGAAUCUUCCACUUGUUUCUAGAAUGUUUCGGAAACUCGGCCUUAGCAGUGGAAUGUUCUGCGUUUCAUUUUUUGAGACUGUUCGUCAAAAAGACUUAAGAUAGAAACUUGCACUUGGUUCUAGAAUGUUCCGGAAACUCGGCCUUAGCAGUAGAAUGUUCUGCGUUUCAUUUUUAGAGACUGUUCGUCAAAAGACUUAAGAUAGAAACUUGCACUUGUUUCUAGAAUGUUCUGGAAACUUUGCCUCAGCAGUAGAAUGUUCUGUGUUUCAUUUUUAGAGACUGUUCGACAAAAGACUUAAGAUAGAAACUUGCACUUGUUUCUAGAAUGUUCUGGAAACUUUGCCUCAGCAGUAGAAUGUUCUGUGUUUCAUUUUUAGAGACUGUUCGACAAAAGACUUAAGAUAGAAACUUGCACUUGUUUCUAGAAUGUUCCGGAAACUCUGCCUUAACAGUAGAAUGUUCUGCGUUUCAUUUUUAGAGACUGUUCGUCAAAAAGACUUAAAAUAGAAACUUCCACUUGUUUCUAGAAUGUUCCGGAAAUUAGCAGUAGAAUGUUCUGCGUUUCAUGUUUAGAGACUGUUUGUCAAAAAGACUUUAAAUAGAAACUUUCACUUAUUUCUAGAAUGUUCUGGAAACUCGUCCUUAGCAGUAGAAUGUUCUGCAUUUCAUUUUUAGAGGCUGUUCGUCAAAACUUGGCCUUAGCCGUAGAAUGUUCUGUGUUUCAUUUUUAGAGACUGUUCGUCAAAAAGACUUAAAAUAGAAACUUCCACUUGUUUCUAGAAUGUUCCGGAAACUCGGCCUUAACAGUGGAAUGUUCUGUGUUUCAUUUUUAGAGACUGUUCGUCAAAAGACUUAAGAUAGAAACUUCCACUUGUUUCUAGAAUGUUCUGGAAACUCGGCCUUAGCAUUAGAAUGUUCUGUGUUUCAUUUUUAGAGACUGUUCGUCAAAAAGACUUUAAAUAGAAACUUCCACUUGUUUCUAGAAUGUUCUGGAAACUCUGCCUUAGCAGUAGAAUGUUCUGUGUUUCAUUUUUAGAGACUGUUCGUCAAAAAGACUUUAAAUAGAAACUUCUACUUGUUUCUAGAAUGUUCUGUGUUUCAUUUUUAUUUAUUUAUUUUUUUAUUGCUUACUAAUCACUUAUUUAAAAACACCCUUACAAGAGUAUGAACUAUGAACGUAAUAACAACGCAAACAAAAUGUUCAGAAUGGAGUGACCUCUUAAUGUUUCACAAUCUGACAAAAAUCCCUAAUGGACCAAAAAUAAGCCUUGUGAAGAAAUGAUUCUAAAAACAUGAACUCUUUGCAUUUGGGUUGUAGACCACCCUAGUGAUACUGAAGACUCUUGGUUUUGACACAAAAUUGCACUGAACUAAUUGAGCUGAAUGUAAACCAACAUGGUCACAAUGAAGAACGCCUUUGGCCUUGUUUCAUUUUGCACAUUGACUUUUCAAUCUGAUUAUUAUUAUUGAUAUUCCUUGAUGUGAAUUCUCGAGAUGAAUGACUACCAAUUUAUCCUGGAUAGAUGCCCGUAUGUGAGUCUGGGAAAUUCUUGGCACAGGAUGAGGUUAACUGGACACUUUAACAUAUUCCUGCAGACCCCAAAGACUGUGUAGAACUCAACUGGUUUGGUUGGCUUUCUUUAUCAAUUUGCCUGUGAAAUGCGAUUUUAAGAGCUGAACUUUUUUUAUUUAAAUUUUAAUAAUCAAUGAAAGAAAUUUUAAUUUGAAAAUGUAUCAGAGUUUUUAAUUUUGUAUGUGAUUUGUGUAUUUUUUAAAUAUUGUGUCUAUUGAUUUACUGUGAUGGGUUUAUGUUAUGACUCUGUUUGUUUGUUUUUUUUUAUUUGCUUUGCGUCCUCGCCCACCAUAACCUAUCAUGUAUGGCAGAGGAGCAAAAGCUUUAGAUUCUUCAAAAAUUUCCAUCUCAAGGUUUCAACGGCUCUCGAUGUUUUAGGGUUCCCUCAUACUGAAAACCUUGAUACGUUGAUGAUGGGUGUGUAUCUGUCCUGUGUGUCACAGGUUCUUGUGGUCAGUCUAAAGCUAUAACGGCUCGACGGAAAAAUACCAAACUCGAAAUUUCAGCCUGUUAUGAGAUGACAAUGUGCUGAUUAGUUUUUGAGCCAAAAUGUCAGAGAGAAAGAAGCACUGUAGAGGAACCCUCAAAUACCGUAAUUCUGCAAUUCAUUAUGAAUUCAUCCCAUCAAUUGCUAUUGUAAUGACCUAAUUUAUGAUCAGAAAGAUCAGCAUCAGAGUGGUAAAAAUUACUGAAAUGUUAUAGAAUAAUAAUAAUAAUAAUAAUUCACUGCGGUGGGUUGGCACCCUGCCUGGGAUUGGUCCCUGCCUUGUGCCCUGUGUUGGCUGGGAUUGGCUCCAGCAGACCCCCGUGACCCUGUGUUCGGAUUCAGCGGGUUGGAAAAUGGAUGGAUGGAUGGAUAAUAAUUCAUUACAUUUAUAUAGCGCUUUUCUCAGUACUCAAAGAAUAGUUUGGGUAACUUGGUACCGAGGGCCAAAGCCUAGUGAUGCUCAUGUCUGAAAUUUUUUAAAUUUUAAUCACAGAGAGAGUUACUCAUAGCAAAGGAAGGAACACAAUGGUUGACCCAUACAUUAUUAUUAACACGGUACAGUCCGAUGUUUCAGAAUAGAUGGAUGACCUUUGGCUCAGACUUUUAGAAACGGUCAGAAAUUGGAAAAAGAGAAGCAGCAGCCAGAAUGCUGGUUUCAUAUUUAGAACUUGGUUGCUCCUCUUUAUGACCUCCUUUUUGGUGCUACUAUCUUUUUGAAAUGUAUAAAUCUUCUUUUCUUACUUCUUUAAUAAACUUUCUA
Erpetoichthys calabaricus (reedfish) is the source of this 8918-nucleotide messenger RNA. RefSeq lists its product as uncharacterized. Gene Ontology annotation, cellular component: vesicle; Golgi apparatus; membrane. The coding region runs from base 181 to 2325 and encodes 714 amino acids. Gene Ontology annotation, molecular function: hexosyltransferase activity. Lineage: Eukaryota; Metazoa; Chordata; Cladistia; Polypteriformes; Polypteridae. The record is from RefSeq and is a predicted model, not a curated record. Gene Ontology annotation, biological process: carbohydrate metabolic process. The transcript is spliced from 5 exons.